Micropterus salmoides (largemouth bass) is the source of this 5486-nucleotide messenger RNA. RefSeq names its product adapter molecule crk-like. Bases 298 to 1236 code for a protein of 312 amino acids. The record is from RefSeq and is a predicted model, not a curated record. The transcript is spliced from 3 exons. Gene Ontology annotation, molecular function: protein binding. NCBI's taxonomy places the organism in Eukaryota, Metazoa, Chordata, Actinopteri, Centrarchiformes, Centrarchidae.
CGGUAGAUGAGGUCAACUUUUCCCCAGAUCCGCCAUUUCAGUCACGGAGUUUCUUGUUACACAUUAGUUUUUGAAAAAUCAUUUUAACGCUUAAGUUGUUAAGUGUUGGGGUUUGCGGUGUAACAGAAGUUCCGUCAACUUAAACGCCUUGAUACUAUUGGUGGAAGUUGGUAAAAUUGCGGUAGUAUACCUUUGUUUUUUAAGGGAAACCGUUAGUCAAUCAAAGUUUUUGUAUGAGUUGCGGAUAGGGAGAGGCGAAGGGGAAAGGCCUCAAGCCUCGGACAGGAUUUCACAGCCAUGGCCGGUAAUUUUGAUGCCGAAGACCGUGCUAGCUGGUACUGGGGAAGACUCAGCCGCCAGGAAGCAGUUUCUCUUUUACAGGGACAGAGACAUGGCGUUUUCCUGGCGAGGGAUUCAAUUACCAGCCCUGGUGACUACGUGCUGUCCGUUUCAGAGAACUCCAAAGUGUCCCAUUAUAUAAUCAACAGCAUCAGUAACAACCGGCAAUCUGGCUCAGGUUUGGCCUCUCCACGGUUUCGGAUUGGGGAUCAGGAGUUUGAGGCGCUGCCGGCCCUGCUGGAAUUUUAUAAGAUCCAUUACCUGGACACCACCACACUUAUAGAGCCUAUUAGCAAGGCCAAGCACACGGGAUUCAUCAGUUCCUCUGUUGGUGUCCCACAGCAGCCCGAGGAGGCGGAGUUUGUACGGGCGCUGUUUGACUUCCCUGGCAACGAUGAGGAGGACCUCCCCUUCCGCAAGGGUGACAUCUUGCGGGUGCUGGAGAAGCCUGAGGAGCAGUGGUGGAACGCUGCUAACCAGGAGGGCCGAGCCGGAAUGAUCCCCGUGCCCUACGUGGAGAAGUACAGGCCUGCCUCGCCCACUGCUGGCCUUGGUCCUGGACAGGGGGGGCAAGUUGGUGGGGUAACGGGCAGCACAGAUGGAACAGGGGCCCCUCAGGCCAACCCUCUGGGAGACCCAGGCCAGUAUGCUCAGCCUGUGGUCAAUGCCCAGCUCCCUAACCUACAGAAUGGGCCUGUCUAUGCCCGGGCCAUUCAGAAGAGGGUGCCCAACGCCUACGACAAGACGGCGCUCGCUCUGGAGGUGGGAGACAUGGUAAAAGUGACCAAGAUCAACGUGAAUGGCCAAUGGGAGGGUGAGUGCAAGGGAAAACGAGGCCACUUCCCCUUCACCCACGUUCGACUGUUGGAACAGCAGAAUCCUGAUGACGAGAGCUGAGAAACACACGCACUCCCAUCACCUCGACAGUGUCCAGCUCACCCCUUCUCCUUCGGUCAUUUUGUUAUGUUUGGAAAGAGAAAGAUUUAUACAAGCACACAAGAUAUGAACCUAUGCGCUAAACUGGUCAGGCACUCCUGACCCUGCCAAUGCAAGACGGUUUAGGUGAUUUUAAUUACAUUUUGAGGAGUUUACACUAAGGUCAGACUGAUAUUGGUUCGCCUAUUAGCUUUUUUUAAGUCAACAUUACACACUGCCACUGUCGGCUUCCUCUUUGACUGCAGGCUCAUAACAAUUCUCAAACAAUAUAGAUUUGUAAAGCUUAAGAAACAUUAUGUGUAUUCAGAACAAUAGCAGCAUUUAUUGGCUUAAUAUUAGUAUGUUACACUUUAAAGGAAUACACAAGUAACCACACAUUAGCUAUCCCACAAUAAUGUUGCAGCACAAGAUGGGACCUGUUUUACACCCUGUCUCUACCUAUUAGGCAUUAUUUAUAACACGCAUAGUCUAAGUGCAGUCUCAACUAAUGAUGCUUAUAACCAUUUACUUCUUAAUUAUCACCAGUAUCAGUAUCACCAAAUAAGACACACACAGUGAAGUGCUGCCUGACUUUCUGUUAGUCAGUGAAAUUUGAUUUCCGUUCUUGGGUAUAUGUAGUGCUGAUGAGAGUUACUAAAACUGUCCAAUCACAGUGUCUGUUAGUUGAUAUUACUUAUUGUUUACAUUUUGCUUUUGUAAGAAGUCAACGUGAACAGGAAAUGGACCAGCACCAAAAUACAAAAAUGUUUUUUCUUUGGUCCAAACUAAAUGAAGCCGUUUCUUGAUCAACAACUAUUGGAUGCAGUGACUGCACACAGCAUCUCAAGAGAGGCUACUAACCCUAAAAUAAUUUAUUCAGUUUUGAAUUGAACAAAUGAGCUGUGUAAGACAUUCAGUAGAACAGGGAUGAAAAUUGUUUAAAUAUUUGCAAAAUGUCAGUUUGAGAGUUUCAAUCCAAAAUGGACAGUAUUGGGCGCCUGUAACUGAUAUCGGUCAAACCUUAGUUUAUACACACCUCCAUCCCAGUAUUCGAGUCUGCACCACACAUGCACAGCAGAGUCGACCUACUUUUCCCUUCCUGUGUUAUCGGUGUACAGCAGGGAAAAAAUCGAUUGCACGCAGGAGACAAAACACUCUGCUUCUCUCACAGAAUCAUGAAUCAGUGAGCUUUUGUAACGCUAGACUGUGAACCUUGGAGUGAAACAAAGACUUUUCCUGAUGACUCCAUCUUGUGGAGACAGAUGGUCCUCUUCGCAAAGACAAUUUCACCAACUUAUUACAUCCUACACUACAAACUAAGUCUUUUUGUACUAAAAGUGGAAAAUAUUAUGAUAGAAUUGACUAUAUAUACACACACCUUACAGGCAAAAUACUGUAAACAUUCUUUAAUUCCUUAUAAAUUGAUUUUCUUUUACUUUUUGUUAUCAGAGUCUGUUGGCCUAUUAUUUUAUGGUCCUUUUUAAAAACACUAUUCAGUGCCAACAUGGCUGACUUCAAAUGCAGGAGUGGGAAAGAACAAAAUAAGCAGCACCCUUUCAAGGAGGAAAGAAAGAUAACCUGAGCCUGAUACAGAAGAUGAGAGGAGAAUGAAUAAGGGAUUUUAUUUAUGUCUUCCAGCAGUGUUUUUAUGACAUUUAUUGUCAUCCACAGAUGCUUUAACGAUAAAAUCCACCCUAAAACACUCAUUUUAUUGCAUUUUAAUGUGUAACUGGUAAAACAGACAUUUCUUGUGCCAUUCAGAUGCCAUGAUUGACAUUUUCUGUAGGUGUAUUGUUUCUUAGGAGCUGUUCCCACAUUGAAUACACAUGCUAUUACACAGUUUUUAUGAACACACACAAGCCUACUGAGCAUUGUCAAUAUAAAAUAAAAUAUAAAAUGAUCUGUUACUGGAGGAGUUUGGCUCUGCUUUGCUAAAUUUCAUUUUCCAACAUCAGAAUGUGCCCUUUAACCUUGAACCUAACGUAGGCAGAGAAAUCACUAUACUCCGGUUACCUCGUGAACACUAAUUAGGUGGCUUGCAAAUGGUUGUAAAGAGGGACGAGACCAAUGUAACACUGUUUCCAGCAACAAUAACACUGUUUUUAAAUACUAAUGCAUUAUAGCAAACUAAGAUUGGUUUCUACCGUAUACUUGUAUGUGUCAACUUUGCCAUGAUACAUAAAUGCAAUGCCGGCAAUGCUAAACUAUAGUGGGAACAAAAUGGUGAGUAACAAACCCCAGCUGCACGCAGAGGUUUUUAUUUUUUUUGUCAGUCACCAGGGAGGAUCGGCAGAGAUACAUCCUCUCUAACUCAUGUCUGGUAUUGGAAAAGAGGAGUGUCAGCAGGAACCUACUGCCUAAGCCUCCAUCAGUCAGUCUUGUUUUUGAUAUGUUAAAAUGACCAGCGCGUGGCCAUGUGCUUUCCAUAGUACUCUCAUAAAUACAUUUUAUCUUUGUGCUUUCUAAAUCAACCAAUCAAAUCAAGUGCCACCAUGUCCAGGGGUCAGAUGUAUAAAAAAAAUGCCUAUGCACACAAGUCACUUCUCCCACACUAUGAUAUUAAUAAUAAAGAAGACUAUGAUCAAAUGGUGUACUUGCACAUACAUCAAAACAGUAUAGGCAUGCGACAUGGUAAAGCAGAAAUGGGGGGGGCUGAGAGGUGGAAUUUAAUAUGCCAGUUUCAAAAAGUGUGAAUGACUUAUGUGGUUACUGUAUCUAUAUUAUAAAAGCAAUCAAAGACAUUUAUUCAUUUAUUUCCUUUGGUGCCAUACAUUGUCCCAGCUGUGUUUAAUGGAGAACUGUUUAAAUGUAACCGAUAUUUGGUGACAUUAUGCUAUUCUGCUGUUCUUUUCAACACUGUGUCUUAAGACUAAUGGAACAAAUGGAGGUGUUGAUUUGCAAACAGUUAAUGGUGCGUGUGUGUCCAGUUAUAGCUCAACUGUGGGAGUAGAAAUCAGGCCUGUGAACAAGAGCACAACUUCAUAAUGAGAUUGAUAAAACAAACCAAGAAGAGCAGAUGCAUUUGUAUGAACACAGAAUGUUUAUGCAUCUGACCCCAGAUAUUCUGAAAUGUAGUCUGCAUUUAAAAUGUGUUUAGAAAUUGUGAAAUUUUCCCUCCAUUCCUUGUUAUUGUCUCAUUUAAGGAAAUAAUUGUUUUUACACUACAUUAAUGCCAUAUUUUUCUUUCCAUAUGUUUCUUGAGAAUUUUGAACAACACCGGUGGGUCAUAUACAGCCCUGUAUAUAUUAAUAAACACAAGCAAUAGUUCCCGCCAAUAAGUCCCCACAUUCCACAUUUCUUUGUUGUAGUGAAAUAUUUGAGCUCACCAAAAUAUUGGAAUAAAGCACAUUCAACAUUUAAUGCGCUGAUAAAAAGAUGUGUAACCUAGAUUAUUGACUACUAGCAUGGAGUGCCUCUGUAAAGCUGCUGCAAAUGUGUGUUAGUGAUGUGGGGCAAGUAAAAUGCUUUAUGAAAUCUGUCACAUAAUGUUUAAGUAUUUUUAAAUUAUCUAUUGUAUAAAUUGUAAUGACAAAAAUCUAAACUGAAAAUGCAGCUGUUAUGUGUAGGGGUUGUUUUUGCACAGUGUUACAGCAAUUCAAUAUCAACACAAUGGUGGUGGUUGCUUUUGUCACACUUCCUUUAAAAGGAAAGAAGUGAUUAUGUUUCACGCACCGGUCUGUCCAUUUUGUAGUGGUACCACUUUCCCCCCCUAAUUUUUUUUGUUUGUUGCAAUACCUUUAUGCAAAGUGUUAAUCGGGUAUUGCAUCCAGAUGCAUGGCACUGAACUCACACCUGCCUUUGAGAGAAAAUAUUCUCAUUUCAUUGUCAUGAUAUCACUGUAACUCAGCUGUGCCACCGCAGUUAGUUGAAGACCAAUGACUUAGAAAAUGUUUUUAGAAGAUACCACUGAUCCUACAGUGUGCACCUUAUCUCCUCUACAGCUCAAUAAAAAAUGUAUUGUCUCUUCAAGCCAAAUAAUAUUUAAAUGUUGAUUUAAUUUUUUUCACAGUGAUCAUAUGUUUUUGCUUUUGUGACAUUUUACUCUGACUUCGAAGCGGACCGAACAAGCAAAAACAGGAUUUUUCUUUUUUUAAAGAGAUUGUACAAUGUGUCAAACUGUUGAAAAUAUAGUUAAAAUGUACCUUUUUUAUUUUCUGUAGCAUGUAAUGUGUUAAUAUAUCUAGUCAAUAAAAAUAUAAAUGCACCAAAUGGUCAGUUUGGGCUUUACAUCA